UUUCAUAAAGGAGAAAAAUUCAAAGCAAAUCAAUACAGUCAGUCUAUACAUAGAGUGAGAGAGAGAGAGAAGGCAUUUCCAUUUUCAGAUUUUAUUUCUAUAAACUAUUGAUGUGUAUUUAUUCAUUUAUUUAUUAAAAUAUAACAUAUUUUUUUGGUUAUAGUUGUGUAAAAUCUCGACUCUCUCCUUCUCCUUCUCUCUGGAAAAUUUAGUUGAGUGGGGGGUAAAGGGUUUAUCUAUCAGAUAUAGUCGGAGACCAAGUCCUCAGUUCAGAUUUCUAGGGGUUUCUCGCAUUUUCCCUCGAUUUCUGGCACUUUCUAUAUACCCUUUACAUCAAUCGUCGUAAAUAAACAUAAUCGGGUUUGGCUCGAGCUUCUGAUUAGGGUUUUAGCUACUGGGUAAUAAGAUUCCACCUUCUGGCUCUUAUGGUUUGUCUUGUUUAUUGCAAUAAAAUAAAAUAAAAUAAAAUAAAUGACAGUGAUUUGAGCGGUCGUUAGAGGUUAGAUUAAGUUUUGGUUAUAUUGGUCUUAAACGUAAGUACUUAGGGUUUUGUGGAUAUGAUAAAAAAUUUACUUGGUAAGAUUCCUCGAAAACCCUCAAAAUCAUCGCUUGGUGAUUCGUAUGGUGAUGGAGGAGUCAAUGCCUAUUCAUCUAUAAACACGUCCAAUGGACCCAAUUCGAGUAACAGCUCGAAAUCCACCUCUGCUACCUCAAAAUCAUCGAAUUCGAGCUCAGCCAAUGCAAGGUCUAGCAAUGGAACACUCGGCAAUAAAUCGAAUCAAGCCAAGAAAACUUCUGGAAGUGCAACAACCCAAGCGGGUCCUUUGUUUGUUUCAGGGGUGUAUGAGGCUUUGCCGAGCUUUAGAGACGUUCCAAGUUCAGAGAAGCAGAAUUUGUUCAUUAAGAAAUUGAAUAUGUGCUGUGUUGUAUUUGAUUUCAGUGACCCAUCGAGCAGUCUUAAAGAGAAAGAUGUUAAGAGGCAAACUUUACUUGAGCUUGUGGAUUACAUUUCCUCUUAUAAUUCCAAGUUCAAUGAGGUGAUGAUGCAAGAGAUUACGAAGAUGGUGGCAGCCAAUUUGUUUCGUACGUUUCCAUCUUUCAAUCACGAGAAUAAGGGUCUUGAAAUGUAUGACUUGGAAGAGGAGGAGCCAAGUAUGGAACCUGCUUGGCCUCAUAUUCAAAUUGUGUAUGAAUUCCUAUUGAGAUUUGUUGCUUCAACUGAGACUGAUGCCAAGCUAGCCAAAAGAUAUAUUGACCACUCGUUUGUGCUAAGAUUGCUUGACUUGUUUGACUCAGAGGACCAAAGAGAGAGAGAUUACUUAAAGACUAUCCUUCAUCGAAUUUAUGGGAAGUUCAUGGUUCAUCGGCCAUACAUCAGGAAAGCUAUCAACAAUAUCUUCUAUCGUUUCAUUUUUGAGACUGAAAAGCACAAUGGGAUUGCAGAAUUGCUUGAGAUACUGGGAAGCAUCAUUAAUGGUUUUGCUUUACCUUUAAAGGAAGAGCACAAGCUGUUCCUUGUCCGUGCUUUGAUACCCCUCCACAAACCCAAGUGUGUGGCAAUGUACCAUCAGCAGCUUUCGUAUUGCAUAACUCAGUUUGUGGAGAAAGAUGUCAAGCUCGCGGAUACUGUGAUUCGAGGUCUUUUGAAGUAUUGGCCUGUUACUAAUAGUUCAAAAGAGGUUAUGUUCCUUACUGAAUUGGAAGAGAUUCUGGAAGCCACCCAACCAGCUGAAUUUCAACGCUGCAUGGUCCCUUUAUUUCGUCAAAUUGGUCGCUGCCUCAACAGCUUUCAUUUUCAGGUAGCUGAACGUACAUUAUUUUUGUGGAACAAUGAUCAUAUAAGGAAUUUGAUCAUCCAGAACCGCCAAGUACUUUUGCCUAUAAUUCUACCAGCUUUGGAGAGAAAUACAAGAAGUCAUUGGAAUCAAGCUGUUCAAAGUCUGACAUUGAAUGUGAGAAAGAUAUUCUCAGAUGCUGAUCAAGCUCUGUUUGAUGAAUGCUUGGAUAGAUUCCAAGAAGAUGAAGUAAAGGACAGAGAAACACAGGAGAAGCGAGAUUCAACAUGGAAGCGCAUGGAAGAUGUGGCUGCCUCCAAUGCCGUAAGCAAUGAGGCCGUUCUUGUGUCGAAAUUCGUUUCCUCAGUUGCCGUUGCUACCAGCCCAAAACCCCGGGCUGCCUCUGGUAGUUGAGAAGUAUGAGGAGUGGCAGUGUUGAAUUUGACUCUGAGUUAUCAUUGAAACUUGGUUGGACAUAGAAGCUGAUAUUUAAAGAUUCUUAUGUGGUGGUGUCAGUUCCCUUUUAGGUUUCGUAAACCCAGCUGAAAGGGAGAUACCCAAAUGUGAAGAUGUGGUUAUGUGGAUAUUGCAGUUCAUUGGUUUGGAGUUAUAGGUUAUGUUCCUCUUCAGCUAGGGAGGUAUUGUAUUAUAAGGGAUUUGCUUUAUAGAGAUAAUGUCCUGAGAAAUACUUAUUUCAUGUAUAAUGCUGGGAAAAAAUGCACCUUGCAACUUUGGUUCCAAUCAACGCAAGUGAUAUUUUCUCUAACAGCUAAUUGACUGUAGUUUUCUUUUUGAACUGUAAGACCGCAAACAAAGAGUAAUCAAAUCUUGAAAACUACGAUUGACUAAA
Cannabis sativa is the source of this 2625-nucleotide messenger RNA. RefSeq names its product serine/threonine protein phosphatase 2A 59 kDa regulatory subunit B' gamma isoform. The record is from RefSeq and is a predicted model, not a curated record. Gene Ontology annotation, cellular component: protein phosphatase type 2A complex. The transcript is spliced from 3 exons. Gene Ontology annotation, molecular function: protein phosphatase regulator activity. Gene Ontology annotation, biological process: signal transduction. The coding region runs from base 558 to 2189 and encodes 543 amino acids. Lineage: Eukaryota; Viridiplantae; Streptophyta; Magnoliopsida; Rosales; Cannabaceae.